Messenger RNA from Penicillium pulvis, 312 nucleotides. Its product is annotated as bacteriodes thetaiotaomicron symbiotic chitinase. The transcript is spliced from 2 exons. Lineage: Eukaryota; Fungi; Ascomycota; Eurotiomycetes; Eurotiales; Aspergillaceae. The record is from RefSeq and is a predicted model, not a curated record. Bases 1 to 312 code for a protein of 103 amino acids.
AUGGCCCCCCGUCGAAACUUUCAGCCUACUGGACCCUAUCCGCUGCCUCACUGGAUUUUCCUCAUCGCCUCUCUCUCCACCUCACGGCGUUCUUAUGGGUGUACGGUCACUUUCAAGCCCCAGACGACGUUGUUCAAGAGAGCCCAGGAUCCCGAGGCAAAGGCCGGGGUAGGGGUGGACGUCACUGAUGAGAACUUGAACAACCCAAUCGCGCUUUUUACGGAAGACGGGAAGGGAUAUCUUGACCACGCAGCGCGCGAUCUCGAGGGAAUGAUGGAAGAGCUGAAGCUUGAGACCGAUGAAGAGAAGUAG